Striga hermonthica is the source of this 1257-nucleotide messenger RNA. NCBI's taxonomy places the organism in Eukaryota, Viridiplantae, Streptophyta, Magnoliopsida, Lamiales, Orobanchaceae. The record is from the annotation of a GenBank genome assembly.
AUGGGUCAUCCGGAAUCUGCGGGAAAACUGAUUGAAUUUCUCUCGGGGUGCUGCGAUGGUGUUUGUUGUGAUCUAUUUAUGACGCAAGUUAGGGUUUAUGCGAUGCGUAGUUUCUCAAACGAGUCUUUCCUCGCCAAAUCAGCUGGCAUUCAGACAAUCGUUUUAAUCCCAACCGAUGUUGGUGUGGUCGAAUUGGGUUCGGUCAGGCACGUUCCUGAAAGCGUGGAGCUCGUGAAGGAGAUUGGGUCAACAUUUUCGUCUUUUUCGUCCCUUUUAAAGGCGAAAAAGGCUGCCAUAAAUGACAAGAGCGAUCAGAAAACCGAGGUGCAUAGGCAGAUUCCCAAUCUCGUCAUCGGUGGGCGUAGGGAUGUCAUUGCCCCCAAGAUUUUUGGGCAGGAUCUAAAUUCGAGCGGUGUGGGGCAUUUUCGGGAGAAGGGCGCGCCGUGGGGUGCAGGCGCAAAUGGUAACAGGCCGCCGUUUGUAAACACCCGUAAUGGUUUCCCCUGGGCCCCACAGCCGACUCCAAUUUCAUUAAAAAGCCUUCCCGAGAGGGAGAAGAAUUUCAUGAUGGGUGGAUUCCAGAUCCACCAGAAGCCACGGCCCCACCAGAUGCAGCAGAUCAACUUCGGAACAAACGCCUCGAGGCCUCGUGGCGUGGAUUCGGAGCACUCGGACGUGGAGGCCCCAAGCAAGGAUGAUCCAGGCGGGCUCUCUGAGGACAAGCGGCCCAGGAAGCGCGGCAGGAAGCCUGCCAACGGGCGGGAGGAGCCCCUCAACCACGUCGAGGCCGAGAGGCAGCGGCGUGAGAAGCUGAAUCAAAGGUUCUAUGCUCUCCGGGCGGUUGUACCCAACAUAUCGAAAAUGGACAAGGCCUCCCUGCUGGGGGACGCCAUAGCCUACAUAACCGAGCUCCAGAAGAAACUGAAGGACAUGGAGGCCGAUAGGGAUGUGAGUGCAGAGGGAUCGGUGGGUGGCCCGGAAUCAAGGGACCCGAAUGGGAGGCCUGAGAGCCCGUGGAUCGAUAUUGAGGGGGGCUGUGAUGAGGUGACCGUGAGGGUCAGUUGCCCGUUAAGUACCCACCCGGCCUCGAGGGUGAUACAGGCAAUAAAUGAUGCGCAAGGGAUAAUCAUCGACGCAAGAAUGGCGGCAGGAAGUGAGAAAGUGUUCCACACUUUUGUGGUGAGGUCACUGGGGUCCGAGAGAUUGAAUAAGGAGAAGUUGGCUCAGUCGUUAUCGCUUAGGUGCAACUCGUCCUAG